Tachysurus vachellii is the source of this 2448-nucleotide messenger RNA. RefSeq names its product protocadherin alpha-8-like. Gene Ontology annotation, cellular component: plasma membrane. Gene Ontology annotation, biological process: homophilic cell-cell adhesion. Lineage: Eukaryota; Metazoa; Chordata; Actinopteri; Siluriformes; Bagridae. The record is from RefSeq and is a predicted model, not a curated record. The transcript has a single exon. Gene Ontology annotation, molecular function: calcium ion binding. Bases 52 to 2448 code for a protein of 798 amino acids.
AGGUCAAUUUAUUUAUUUUGAACGACAGAUUUAAAAAUAAAUGUGUUUAAGAUGAAGGAACGGUUUUGGAUCGUAUGUCUGCUCUGGACAUUGCUUUGUAUUCAUGGCGUUUCAUCCGGCCAUGUUGCGUAUUCUAUUAACGAGGAGGUGAGCCCAGGGACAGUUGUUGGAAAUUUAGCCAAGGACUUGAGUCUUAAUGUUGCUGAUUUGGAGUCGCGUCGCCUUCACAUCGUAUCCGGAUCGUCGAAGAAACAUUUCGAUGUGGAUGUAAAAACCGGAGCUCUUUUCGUCUUGGAGGCGAUAGACAGAGAGCAGCUCUGCCCAAACAGCGACAUUUGCACAGAAUCUCUGGAAGCGAUUGUUAAUAAUCCUUUACAGAUGCACAGCGUGGAGGUAAAAAUAUUUGACAUUAACGAUCACUCGCCGGUUUUCCCGGGAAAAUCACAGACAAUUCGUAUUGCAGAACAAGCAGUCCCAGGAGCUAAAUUUCCGCUGCUUAGUGCUGAAGAUCCAGACAUUGGAAGCAACUCGAUCAGUUCGUACAAACUCUCUAACAAUGGGUUAUUCAGCCUGGAGGUGCACACAGAUGCCGACCAAGGUCCAUCAGCCGAACUGGUGUUGAUGAAAAACCUUGACAGAGAAAAACAGUCAGUCAUCCGGCUUGUGCUGACUGCAGUUGAUGGAGGCAAACCAGCACGAUCUGGUACAACAGAAAUUAUCGUAAAUAUUUUAGAUGCUAAUGAUAACGCGCCUGUAUUUUCAAAAGCUGUUUACAAAGUUUUAGUUCAAGAAAAUGUUAUUUCCGGUACGUCCAUUUUAAAUGUUAAUGCUACCGAUCUCGACGAAGGAGUUAAUAGUGAGCUUACAUACUCCUUUAAACAAGGUCAAAGAGGAAUAGCCGAUAAAUUCGCUAUUGAUUCAACCACAGGGGAAAUCUCUGUAAUAGGAGCAUUAGAUUACGAAACCACAAACGCGUACGAAAUUCGUGUUGAAGCCCGAGAUAAAGGCCAUUCACCACUAGCAUCACAUUCUAAAGUACUAGUGGAAGUAGUGGAUGUAAACGAUAACGCACCGGAUAUUAAGCUCUCGUCUCUUCUGGACAACGUGAGAGAAGACGCUAAGAAAGGCACGGUGAUUGCAUUAAUAACAGUUCAAGACAAGGACGGAGGUAAAAAUGGAAAAGUUCGCUGUUUCGUGUCUCAGAAUUCUCCAUUUGUAUUAGAGUCCACACAGGGGAAAUAUUAUUCCCUGGUCCUGAAUGGAGCGCUUGACAGAGAAGAAAACGCCCUGUAUAAUGUCUCAAUAACAGCCACAGAUGAAGGAGUCCCUCCACUCUCCAGCACCGCUGUCCUGACAGUCCAUAUUUUCGAUGUAAAUGAUAUCGCACCUCGUUUUCCUGAGUCUUCUGUGAGUGUUUAUGUUAAAGAGAACAGUCCAGCAGGAGCUCUAAUAGCAAGUGUCUCUGCACAAGAUAUGGACUUCGGCGAAAAUGCUCAAAUAACUUAUUCAUUACUUAGCAACUCGAACAUGCCUUUAUCUUCAGCUGUCAGCAUCAACUCUGUCACUGGAGAAAUUUACAGCAUGCAGUCUUUCAACUUUGAGGAGAUGAAAACUUUCCAGUUUCAGGUACAAGCCACUGACUCUGGUGUUCCUCCGCUAAGCAGUAACGUGACUGUGAACGUUUUUAUCCUGGAUGAGAAUGACAACAGUCCUGUUUUUCUCCCUCCUUAUUCUGACCCCGGAUCAGUAAACAGUGAGAACAUUCCCUACUCUGCUGAAGCGGGGUAUUUUGUGGCUAAAGUCAGAGCUGUAGACGCUGAUUCAGGUUAUAAUGCACUAUUAUCAUAUCACAUAACCGAACCAAAGGGAACGAAUCUCUUCCGAAUCGGAACCAGCACCGGAGAAAUAAGGACUAAAAGACGAAUGAGUGACAACGACCUAAAAGCUCACCCGCUUAUCAUUACUGUCUCGGAUAACGGAGAACCUUCACUGUCCACAACUAUGAGUAUUGAAGUUGUGGUUGUGGAAAAUAUGGACAGUCUGCAGCCUUCACUAAGACAAGUGCCAGUAAAGGAGGAGAAUUUUUCUAAUCUGAAUCUCUAUCUGCUCAUCGCUAUUGUCUCAGUGUCCGUGAUAUUUUUACUGAGCCUCAUCGCUUUAAUAGCAGCUAAAUGUUACGGGACAGACGGCGGUUUCAGCAGGUCCAGCGCUCCAGUGGUCACUACACACCCUGAUGGGAGCUGGUCUUACUCUAAAUCCACUCAGCAGUAUGAUGUGUGUUUUAGUUCAGACACACUGAAGAGUGACGUAGUGGUUUUCCCCUCGCCGUUUCCGCCUGCAGACGCAGAGCUGAUCAGCAUUAAUGAAGGAGACACUUUUAACAGGACACAAACUCUUCCGAGUUCCACAAAGGUAGGGGAUUUGAUAUACCUUCAUAUUUGCCUAUAG